UUUUCUUUCAGCCCUUUCGCUGGUUUUAAGACACAUGGGUUUGCUGGUGUCUUCGCAGUCCAGGGUAAAGCACGCACGGAUACUCAUACUUGGUCUUGAUGAAGCAGGGAAAUCGACUUUAUUAUACAAGUGCAAGUUUAAGGAGCCCUUUUCAACUACUCCCACAAUAGGCUUUAACGUGGAGAUGAUCCACACUGAGAAGCACUUGCAGUUAACUAUGUGGGAUGUUGGAGGUCAGCAGAAGAUGAGAUCUUUAUGGUGCUAUUACUUUGAGAACACAGAUGGACUUGUGUAUGUGGUAGACAGCACCAACAAGCAAAAGCUGGAUGAAUCCAAGAAAGAAUUUCAACUCAUCCUGCAGAACGAGCUGAUAAAAAGUGUACCAGUGGUCCUGCUGGCUAACAAGCAGGACUUGCCAGGAGCACUCAAUGCUGAGGAGAUAACACGGAAGUUUAAUAUGAAGAAGUAUUGCUCUGACCGGGACUGGUAUGUGCAGCCGUGCUGUGCCCUCACAGGCCAAGGGCUUGCAGAAGGCCUUAGCAAAGUGACGGAAUUUGUCAAAAACUGCAUGAAGUCAAAAGAAGACGCUAUAUUGUUUGGAAAACAGAAUGUAAGACUGAAAACAUCUCGUAAGGUGUAAUCCUGCAAAAUCUAUGAACUUAUAUAUGAAAACCAAUUGACACGUAGCACUUUCGUUGUAUUACACAUUUGUUGUACUUUAUUUUAAUAUUAUUGCAAAGCAGCAAUGAAACGCGCGGAUGGAAAUCCAGUGCAAGUAGCGUAUUUGUAUAUACCGAUAAUGUGUUUAUUAAAAGACUUCUGCUUGAA
This is a messenger RNA of Spea bombifrons (plains spadefoot toad), 828 nucleotides long. RefSeq names its product ADP ribosylation factor like GTPase 14 (gene ARL14). The record is from RefSeq and is a predicted model, not a curated record. Gene Ontology annotation, cellular component: cytoplasm. NCBI's taxonomy places the organism in Eukaryota, Metazoa, Chordata, Amphibia, Anura, Pelobatidae. Gene Ontology annotation, molecular function: GTP binding; GTPase activity. The coding region runs from base 35 to 640 and encodes 201 amino acids. Gene Ontology annotation, biological process: vesicle-mediated transport; intracellular protein transport. The transcript has a single exon.